AUGUCAGACGAAGCAACAAUUGAAGAAGAAGCUGAUGCUGAACAUCCAUCGACUACAUCUCGACCAGAAACAGAUACUGGUCUUUUAAAAUGGUCAUACAUUUUUGAAAUAGUGGCUAAACAAUGGACAAUAUUUUUAGUAUUGUCAAUUGGAAUAGCUGUUUUUCUUUAUAUGAGUAGAAAAAAACGAACAGUUCGAAAAGAUCUUAGUUCAGCUAUAAAACGUGAUCAUGCUCAACGUAUAAGUCAAGCAAGUGCCAAACCAACAUUUUAUAAACGAGAGUAA
Molecule: messenger RNA, 285 nt
Organism: Adineta steineri
Lineage: Eukaryota; Metazoa; Rotifera; Eurotatoria; Adinetida; Adinetidae
Source: the annotation of a GenBank genome assembly